GACAGACUCCGGAAAGCUGGUUUCAGCUCCCCGCAUUGCCUCAGAUUCAGGCGUGAGUUUUGAUCUGUUUGUGCCUCAGGUCCCAGCCUCAUGUACUCAUUAAUGAGUGAAGGAUCAAAAGGUGGGACGGUGGCCAAGAAGCAAUGGAGAAUAAAAGCUUAGAAGGCUCGCCAUCAGAUCUAAAGUUAGUGGCUCAUCCAAGAGCAAAGAGUAAAGUAUGGAAGUACUUUGGGUUUGAUACCAAUGCAGAAGGAUGCAUAUUACAGUGGAAGAAAAUCUAUUGCCGCAUCUGCAUGGCCCAAAUUGCCUAUUCAGGAAACACGUCCAACCUUUCAUACCACCUUGAGAAAAAUCAUCCUGAUGAGUUCUGUGAAUUUGUGAAAAGUAACACUGAGCAAAUGAGGGAAGCGUUUGCUACUGCAUUUUCAAAACUGAAGCCAGAAUCAUCACAGCAGGUUGUUCAAGACACUUUAAUUAUGAAGACCAGCCACAAUUAUGAAAACAAAAAGCAUCAGGAAUUGACUGCUGCUGUGAUUAGCCUAAUUUGUGAGGGCAUGUAUCCUUCCUCCAUUGUUGAUGAACCCACAUUCAAGGCACUUUUGAGAACAGCAGAUCCUAGAUAUGAACUUCCUAGCAGGAAAUAUUUCUGCACAAAAGCAAUUCCUGAAAAAUACAAUGCUAUUAGAGAAAUUGUGUUAAAAGAACUUACUGAAAUUCUAUGGUGUGGCAUAUCCACUGAUAUGUGGAGAAGUGAAAACCAGAAUAGAUCGUAUGUAACACUUGCAGUUCAUUUUCUGAACAGUAGCCCUUCUAACUGUCUGGCUGUUAACUCCCGUUGUUUAAAAACAUUUGAAGUGCCAGAGGAAAAUACUGCAGAAACUAUUACACGAGUCCUCUAUGAAAUCUUUAUUGAAUGGGGGAUCAAUACAAAAGUCUUUGGUGCUACAACAGAUUAUGGUAAAGACAUUGUGAAAGCUUGCUCUCUCCUAGAUAUUCCAGUACAAAUGCCUUGUUUGGGGCAGACUUUUAAUGCGGGAAUACAACAAGCUUUUCAGCUUCCAAAACUGUGCAGCCUCCUUGCCAGGUGCCGAAAACUGGUGGAAUAUUUUCAGCAAUCCACAGUCGCAAUGUACAUGUUAAGUGAGAAGCAGAAGCAACAAAAUAUUCUCCACUGUAUGCUUGUAAGUGAUCGUGUUUCCUGGUGGGGAAGCACACUUGCCAUGUUGCAACGUCUUAAGGAACAGCAGUUUGUAAUUGCAGCAGUUCUUGUGGAGGACAGCAAUAACCACCAUCUGAUGCUGGAAGCCAGUGAAUGGAAUACAAUUGAAGGCCUGGUGGACCUACUUCAACCCUUUAAACAGGUUGCUGAGAUGAUGUCUGCUUCAAAAUAUCCAACUAUAAGUAUGGUGAAACCCCUCCUCCACAUGCUUCUAAAUACCACAUUGAACAUCAAAGAGAAUGAUUUGAAAGAAAUUAGCAUGGCCAAGGAAGUGAUAGCCAAAGAGUUAUCAACAACAUACCAGCAUACACCUGAGAUAGACAUGUUUCUCAAUGUUGCAACUUUUCUGGACCCUAGGUACAAAAAACUACCUUUCCUUUCAGCAUUUGAACGGCAACAGGUAGAAAACAGAGUGGUGGAGGAAGCAAAAAGCCUUUUGGAAAAAGUAAAAGAAAACACUUUCAGGCCUGAAGAAAAGUUCUUUACAGUGUCAGAAGAGCCACCUGUGAAAAAAAUAAUCAUCUCCUCUACUCCUCCCCCUACUAGCGCAAUCAAUAACAUGCUUGCGGAAAUCUUUUGCCAAACAGGAGGGGUGGAAGACCAAGAGGAAUGGCAUGCUCAGAUUGUUGAGGAAUUGAGCAACUUUAAGUCACAAAAGGUUCUUGGUCUAAAUGAAGACCCACUUAAGUGGUGGUCUGACAGACUAGCAUUAUUUCCUGUUUUACCAAAGGUACUUCAGAAAUAUUGGUGUAUUCUAGCCACAAGAGUCUUCCCUGAACGCCUUUUUGGUUCCUCUGCUAAUGUUGUAAGUGCUAAGAGAAACCGGUUAGCCCCAGCUCAUGUUGAUGAGCAGAUCUUUUUGUACGAAAACACUCGCAAUGUGUCUGAAGCAGAACCUGAAGAUGAGGAUGAAGGCGAGUGGGGCUUGGAACAGGAACAGAUUUUUAAUUUAAAUGACACAGUAAAUGUAAGCAGCAAUUUCUUUAAUAUCCGAGACAGUGGGUUCAUUUAACAGGAAUACUAUGGUACAUUAAAUAACAAAGAAAAGGUAUUUGUCUUAAGUUACCAAAAUUGUUCUGUUUGAUGCUAUGAAUACUGUAAAUAUUGAACAAGCGUAAAGACUUUGGUUUAAGCUUUUAUUGUAUAUGUCUUGCCCACUAUCUUAAAACAUGAAUAAGGUGUGAUUAUAUAGCACUGAAAUGAACAAGGAAGUAAUUCUGCAAAGACCAUAACUCCUGACUCUGGCCCCAAUUUCAGGAAAGCACUUGUGCAUGUGUUUAGUUCCUGUGUACUUCAGUAGGACUUGAAUGUGCUUAAGUGCUUUCUGUAAUAGGAAUGUGUUCUGAAUUUAGACCCUAAACAGAGAAGUUUUAAAGAUGUACAAAUCCACUUCUGAAGCCAACAUGGGUUAGGAUUUCAAAGUUUAAAUUCCUAAAUUUAAAGUUGAUUUAAAAAUCCGUAAGUCAGAUCUUCAAAGACUCUUACAAAAAUAUUAGGAAGAAACUAGACAAUAAAUAACUUUGAGCCUGAUUUUGUCACUACCUCAUACUUUUGGCCUCGUCUACACUGCAAGUUCUACUGGUAUAACUACAUCAAUUAGGGAUGUGAUUUUUGUAUUGACAUACAGGUAUAGGCUCUAGUGUGGAUGCAAUUAUACCGAUAUAGCUUUUUUGCUUCCCAAACCCAAUAAGCUAUAUUGGUAUAAGCACUUUUAUGCCAGUAUAACUGCAUCCACACCGAGGGACAUUUUGUCACUUAGUCAUAUUAGUAUAGUUAAAGUGGUAAAACUUUCUAGUGUAGACAAGCCCUGAUGUCACCCUUACAUUUAUACUAAGUAGAUGGAAAUCACAGUCACAUCAGAAUUGUGGCAUUUUACACUCACUUCGUGUGAGUCUAAGUCAGUGGUUCUCAAACUUUUGUACUGGGGACCCCUUUCACACAGCAAGCCUCUGAGUGCGACCCUCCUUGUAAAUUAAAAACACUUCAAAAAAUAUUUAACACCAAUAUAAAUGCUGAAGGCAAAGCAGGAUUUGGAGUGGAGGCUGACAGCUCAAACUCUCCAUGAAAUAAACUUGUGUCCCCCUGAGGGGUCACAAUCCCCAGUUUGAGAACACCUGGUCUAAGUGGUGGCUGCACAAGGUGUAAAGCAGCAAAGAAUCAGGCCCCUGAAGAAUGGGGGAAGUAGGGAGAUUGGAAAAUGGCAAGGAUCAUAGUUGUUUUUAUUUGUUUUUAUACAAAUUGUUUUAAUGGACUUUGACCAGGGGAUUAGAAAGAUCUUUGGUAGAAAAAGCCUUUCAAAAAAGUAAGCUUUAAUUUUGUGUAAAUAUAUUUAAGCAGGGAAAACAACCCUCACACAAGUUGUUAGACUUUGAUAAUGUUUCCUGUUAUGUCAGCACUUAAAACUUCCUUUUCCCCUUCUUCCCUUUAGAGUCAGUUUGUAGAGGGCUUUGGUCUGGCCCACCUCAAUACUAGUUCUGAUUAAUCAUUAUGUGUACUGCAGUAGCUCCCCCUGUGUCUCUAUGCCUAAAUAUUUUAACUCUUUUUGAGUACUUAGCAAAAUAAAAUAAUAAAAUGCAUCUCUUAGGAAGAGCUGCAGGUCUAAAACAAGUCUAUAGUCCACUUUUUGCCUGAGAGUGGGGAGGCAGCCAGCAUAUUUUGCUUAUGCACAGGGGGACUUUUGGAACUACCAUAUUAUAGGCAAAGUUUUUUUUUCUUUUUUCAUUUCCCAAUUGGAAAUCUUCUGGGAAUAUCGCUCUUACCGAAUAGAAGACAUAUUGUCAUUAGUCUAUAACAGGGAUCGGCAACCUUUGGCAUGCCCUGGCAGGCCGGGCCGGUUUGUUUACUUGCCGCGUCCACAAGUUCGGCUGAUCGCAGCUCCCACUGGUCGUGGUUCGCUGCUCCGUGCCAAUGGGGGCGGUGGGAAGUGCAGGCCAACACAUCCCGCACCCCGUGCCGCUUCCUGCAGCUACCACUGGCCUGCUGCAUCCAGUGGCAGCCGUGAUCGGCCGAACUUUUGGACGCGGCAGGUAAACAAACUGGCCUGGCCCACCAGUGCGCUUACCCUGGUGAGCCGUGUGCCAAAGGUUGCUGAUCCCUGGUCUACAAUGUAGCAUGAAGGUAUAGGUGGGAUUUCCCCUGAAAGUCUGUGUAUCAUGUGAUCUUGGAAAUCAUUCAGCUUUUGCAGAGAUCAGAGACAUUCACUCUGUUGUCUUAGUCUCACUGACUAUGCUAUAAAAUGCGUGUGUACAUAUAGCACUCAGAUACUGCGAUGAUGGACAGCAGUAUAAAAUGCUAACACAACAUGUAUAUGUGUGUGUCUGUGAUUGUCUUACGCAACAUUGAUUUGGAGAGAUGUUCACCAGAGACAGUUCAGUGUAUUAUUAUGGGAUCAUUAUUUGGAAUUCAUAAUCAUAGAUGGUUUUAUAAAGGGGCUGGUCAAAAGUAACACAAAAGUGAGAUUUACAGUGAUAUUUAAUAUGCUGUGUCACUUGUACUAUCAAGCUGUGUAUGUUUACAUUUUGUUUUUAUAGUUCUCACCAACCGAUGCACAGUAUGAUCAUUUGGCAGUAGGUGGGGAGUGAGAUUAGAAUCAUGAAACAAAUCAAAUGGUGUAAAUUAUCCGGCAGCCUUUAGUUAAUGAAAAAUGACUGUAAAUGGUGGUCUAACUUGUACAGACUUAGCAUUCAGAGGGCGCAAUUCUUCACUACCUUGAAUCUUGUGUCAUUAUUUAUACUCCCGGAAAGUGCAUGUAAAAUGCACCAUUCUGAUAUGAUAUCACUGUACAUCCAUUUUGCACAGAUGUACGUGACUACAGAAUGUGCAAGGCUGUAGGAGAUUGGGCCCAGAGAAUGUGCAAAACAAGUGUAGCUUACAUGUGUAGGAAGCAUAGUAGAAUAAUUAAUUAACUGGAGGGAGAAAGUUAAAGCAGGCCUCUUAGCUGAUUUUCUUUUUACACCUGCUCAGUGUAUAAGUUACACUUAUUUUACACAUUGAUUGCCAAGCUGAUGUAACUUACACUACCACAUCAAUUUUAAGAGUAACUUUUACCACAAUUUGUCACCUAAUGAAUUUGUCCCUAAAGGAGCUGAAGCUGUUAACAUAGAGCUUAAUUUGUGCCAGGGUUGAGCCCCAGCACCUCUGGGCUUGCCACGUGAGGAAUGAAAGUAAAAAAAAAUUUCUUGAGACCUGGCACUUCUUUCAUUAAAAACUAAGCACUGUGUUAACACCAGAGGUUUGAAUCUCCUCUUACACUACUGUAAUUAGGAGUAGCUUAACUGAAAUCAGUGGAGUUACACCAAUGUUAAAAAAAAAAAAAUCAGCCCCUCUUCUCCCCCCCAGGUCUGAAUUCAACUUCUCCGACCCCUGUUUCCAUGUAGACCAUCUGAAGGCUAAAAUUAUCAUGCAAUGCAACCUGUUUUCUCCCCAAAUCGCUUUCACCAAUACCAGUGCAAUGCACUGUUUUGUUCCUUCUGGUCUUUUAAUUUUUGGUAUCCAAAAUAAAAUGGUAAUUGGUUCAGUUGACAUGUCUCAUUGUUCUAAGACAAAGCCGUUGUUAAUCCUACCCAUUGUCUGUGAGUUUUUAUUUAAUGUGCUAAGCUUAGAAUAUUGUUAAAUAAACCAGAGAAAUAAAUUAGCUACUAAUUUA
Messenger RNA from Gopherus flavomarginatus (Mexican gopher tortoise), 5864 nucleotides. It is a transcript of the gene ZBED1, whose product is annotated as zinc finger BED-type containing 1. Gene Ontology annotation, cellular component: nucleus. Gene Ontology annotation, molecular function: protein dimerization activity; DNA binding. Gene Ontology annotation, biological process: regulation of transcription by RNA polymerase II. NCBI's taxonomy places the organism in Eukaryota, Metazoa, Chordata, Testudines, Testudinidae. The record is from RefSeq and is a predicted model, not a curated record. The coding region runs from base 144 to 2231 and encodes 695 amino acids. The transcript has 2 exons.